AAACCAUUGAUUGAUAGUGGUACAUUAGGUACAAAAGUAAGUGUUCAGGUUAUUGUUCCAUUUCGUACUGAAUCCUAUUUAUAAAGCAAUGAUCCAUUUGAUUCAUCAGUAGCAAUGAGUAUUUUACGUAAUUUUCCAAAUUUAAUUGAACAUACAAUUGAAUGGGUACGUGAUAAUUUUGCUGGUCUCUUUACAAUUCCUCCUCAAUGA
Messenger RNA from Rotaria sordida, 210 nucleotides. The record is from the annotation of a GenBank genome assembly. Lineage: Eukaryota; Metazoa; Rotifera; Eurotatoria; Philodinida; Philodinidae.